GCCCAUCUCACCUUUAAACCUGUACCAUGUCCUUGCAUCGACAAGCCAUUCUCCUCUCUACGUACCACUUGCCCCUCACAGAAGGAGGGUAGCCGCUUACUAUUCGAGUCUUGCACGUCCCAACCAACCUAUGGUGUCGACCGGAACUCACCAGGAUACGCGUCAAGCGGACGAAUCGAAAGAUGAGAAGAUACAGGUAGUCCCUUCUUCAUGAGACACAUCGUCACGACGAAUUAACAUAUCGUCAAAGAGAGAUCUGCGACUCAAGUUGUUCUGGCAGCCUCAAACUGAAAAUCCUGAUACGAUAACGCUGUUGCGUCUUCUGCGAGCCUAUCAUAGCUUCUCGAGAAGAUUUGCUGCUUCGUUGUUGUGUAAUUCAAGAUGUCAGACAGGGCUGCCGGCUUCUUUACGUACAACUCUCAACUUGACGCCUUUACCCUCUACCACCUCACGACCGAAGAGCAAUAUGCGGCGAAAGCUGGAGGCGUCAUUGGACCGGUGCUUCCGGCCUUGGGUCAUGCUUUAGCUGGAGGACUUGCGAGUGCCUUGUCGAAGGCUGCUGUUUACCCGAUUGACACGAUAGUCACUCGAAUGCAGGUGCAGAAGCAUCUCAAGGGCGACAAAGAGGCUCCCAGCGCAGCCGGCGACGCUAAUGUCUUCUACCAUAAUCCUGUGGACGCAGCCAACAAGAUUUAUAAGAAUGAAGGAGGCUUGAAGGGAUUCUAUGCUGGCUUAGGUUCAGACGUGGUGAAAGCCAUCGCAGAUUCCUUCUUGUUCUUCUUGGCGUACAAUGCCGUCCGAGAUCAGAUGUUGAAACGGGAGGGGGCAAAGCGAUUGCCAGUCCUGAAGGAGUUGAGUGUGGGAAUCAUCGCUGGAGCACUUUCAAAGGCCGUCACGCAGCCCAUUUCGAACAUUGUCGUGAGACAGCAGACUGCGGCUCUGAUAGCAGCUAGAGAUCCGGAGUCUUCUUCCACGCCAGGAGAGGCCGAUCAAGUCAGCGUAAAGGAAAUCGCCCGACAGAUACGGAACGAGAAAGGUGUGGCUGGGUUUUGGGCCGGUUACAGUCCACAGAUCAUCCUCACGCUCAACCCAGCCAUCACUUUCGCUGUCGACAACCUGUUGAAAGGCCUAGUACCAAAAGCCAAACGCGACAGUGCCAGCGUCACUUUCUUGGUCGCUGCCAUAUCCAAGGUGGUGGCCACUUCACUUACUUACCCGGUCAUGCUUGCCAAGUCGCGAGCGCAGGCAACUCGGGGCUCGUCAACUGAGACCGAAGCCUCCGAACAUCACGUUUCCGCCAAGAACAGUGCUGAUCGAAAGGCACAAGUCAAGCAAGCGAUCCAAAAAGUAGCGCAGCUUCUCGAAGGCCAGACACGAAUCUUCGUCGCUCUCCAGAAGAUCUACCGAAAGGAAGGUAUUGCGGGACUGUACUGUGGACUGGAAGGUGAAGUUGUCAAGGGUUUCUUGCAGCAUGGAAUCACAAUGGCAGCCAAAGAUGGUGUCCAUGUUGGUGUUGUUCAAUUGUACUACAUUGUCCUUCGCUUGACGAAGCGGUGGGACGCAGAGCUUGCCAAGGCUCAAUCACAGGCUGCAGAGCUCGCAAAUGAUGCCAAACAUAGCAUCGAGAAUGCUACGAAUGUCACGGUUGAGGCGGCGAAGAAGGCUGUAGGGCAGUAAACAGGUGUCACGAAGGUUGAGGCUGCAAAAAAUGUCUUUCAGGUACCUAAGCAGGGGGAACAGGUGUAACAAAAUUGGGAACUUUUGUAAUGGGCGUUUCGAGCAGGCGAGAUACCUUGUACGAGUGCGUUGUUGUUUCAUUGCCCGUUGACGAGCCACGUAAUGACAACGAAAAC
Sphaerulina musiva SO2202 is the source of this 1853-nucleotide messenger RNA. RefSeq names its product mitochondrial carrier. The transcript has 3 exons. NCBI's taxonomy places the organism in Eukaryota, Fungi, Ascomycota, Dothideomycetes, Mycosphaerellales, Mycosphaerellaceae. The record is from RefSeq and is a predicted model, not a curated record. Bases 382 to 1677 code for a protein of 431 amino acids.